AGUCCUGCUCGACAAUUAGAAUUAGCUGCUGCAUAUAUGAAAGACAAUACUCAAGAAUGGUUUACUAGCCUUGCUAAUGCUUCUACUCAUUACUAUCAUAAUCAACAUGGCCAAAAUGUAGAUAUAGAUCUUGCUAAUGGUAUCUCUGAAGCUAUAAUAGUUCAAUUCUUUAUUCAAGAUUUACGACCAGAAUAUGCUAUGAAUGUACAAGCCACUGAACUUGCUGAUCUAAACCAUGCUAUAGAAGAG
This is a messenger RNA of Racocetra persica, 249 nucleotides long. NCBI's taxonomy places the organism in Eukaryota, Fungi, Glomeromycota, Glomeromycetes, Diversisporales, Gigasporaceae. The record is from the annotation of a GenBank genome assembly.